AAAUUGGGAUUGCCAAGUUCCGAGAUCCAGGACACAGGGUGGAAACUUGUCAGAACUUAACAUCCAGCCAGCUGGCUGGAUUUCUCCGGAAAUGGAUAAGCACGUGGCAUUCGUGGUCAUCACCGUGUUCUGGCUGCUAUUCGCCAUCAUUGGGUUCCUGGUGUCCUACCGAUACGAGGAGCGUGGUCUCAUCCGGUGCUGUGUGAUCCUCACGGCAGUGUGCUGCUACUUGGCCUGGAUGGUAACCUUUGUGAUGCAGUUGAAUCCACUGACCGGACCGCGAGCCAAACAGAAGAUUGUCCUAGGCAUGAUAACCUACUGGCCCAGGUCCAUUAUCCAUGAUGAAAAGGACCCCUAGAAUCGCUGCAGAUUAUAUAUUUUUACAUGCAGGCCUAAGUGUCCUAAAUGUUCAUGUUUGGAAACCAAUUGUUUUAAGACUAUCUUCUUAAAAAUAAUUGCCAAACUUUCUGUAUCCCCGUCGCCAAUCGGUUUUUAUUCAAGGCCAAGUAUUAUCGAACUAUACCAAAUCAAAAAUGCCGCCGGCUUCGAAAUAAAAUAUUAAUGUGUUAUUAACUAAUCAUUGCUCGGUUUUAAAGGUUGCAUGUGUGAAACGCCUAUAGAGAAUCAAUGAAUUC
Drosophila mauritiana is the source of this 635-nucleotide messenger RNA. RefSeq names its product V-type proton ATPase subunit e 1 (gene VhaM9.7-d). Gene Ontology annotation, cellular component: plasma membrane proton-transporting V-type ATPase complex; proton-transporting V-type ATPase, V0 domain. The transcript has a single exon. The record is from RefSeq and is a predicted model, not a curated record. Bases 92 to 358 code for a protein of 88 amino acids. Gene Ontology annotation, biological process: proton transmembrane transport. Gene Ontology annotation, molecular function: proton-transporting ATPase activity, rotational mechanism. NCBI's taxonomy places the organism in Eukaryota, Metazoa, Arthropoda, Insecta, Diptera, Drosophilidae.